UUCCCCCCUCACUUCCUUCCACAACCUCACACACACACAAAAACUACUACGAACUUCUUCAAACUCUACAUCCUCAAGUCGCACGGAUUCGUUUUUCGUUAAUUUGGCAAAUAGGUAUGGUUUUGCCGAUGUCUCGCGCGACGAGGGUGGCCGGGAGGCUGAUGCCAGAGAUAUCGUUGCUGAGACGGGGGAGGAAGUCGGCGGCGAGAGGCGGCGACGAUGCGGAGGUGGAGGUGUCGGUGCCGGCGAACUUCGUGUGCCCGAUCUCGCUUGAGAUGAUGAGGGACCCGGUGACGGCGCCGACGGGGAUCACGUACGAUCGGGAGAGCGUGGAAGGGUGGCUGGCGAGGGGGCACGACACGUGUCCGGUGACCGGCCGGCCGGUGAGGCUCGCCGACCUGGUGCCCAACCACGCGACGCGGCGGAUGAUCCAGGACUGGUGCGUGGCGAACCGGGCGCGCGGGGUGGAGCGGGUGCCCACGCCCAGGGUGCCCGUCGGCGAGGACGACGCCGAGGAGGUGGUAGCCGGGGUGUCCGCCGCGGCGAGGCGGGGCGACGCGGCGGCGUGCGGCGCCGCGGCCGCAACGGCCAGGGCGCUCGGGAGGGAGAGCGAGCGGAACCGGCGGUGCCUCGCCGGCGCGGGCGCGGCGCACGCGCUGUCGUCCGCGUUCGGGCUGCUCGCCGGGGAGGAGCCCGUCGUCGAGGGCGCCGUCGCCGGCGCGCUCGGGGAGAUCCUCGCCGCGCUCACGGUGUUCUUCCCGCUCGACGAGGAGUGCCGCAGCUGCAUUGCCUCGCCGCCGUCGCUCAAGUCGCUCGCCUCGCUGCUCUCCCACGGCGGCGAGCUCGCCGCGCGGGUCAGCGCCGCCGUCGUGCUCCGCGAGCUCGCCUCCUCCGGCGACCGCCACGCCCUGGAGGCCAUCGCGAGGGCCCACGGCAUGUGCGACGCGCUCGUCGGCCUCGUCACGAGCCCCGUCUCCUCGCAGGCCACCAAGGCCGCCCUCGUCACGGCCUACUACCUCGUCUCCUCCGGCGACCGCGCCGCCGCGCGCUUCGCGGAGCUCGGCGUGGUCCCCGCCGCCGUGGAGCUCCUCGUGGACGCCGACAAGGGGACGAGCGAGAAGGCCCUGGCCGUGCUCGACGCCGCCCUGUGCGCCGACGCCGGCGUCGAGUCCGCGCGCGCGCACGCGCUGACCGUCCCGGUGCUCGUCAAGAAGAUGUUCCGGGUGUCCGACAUGGCGACGGACUUCGCCGUGUCCGCGCUCUGGCGCCUCUGCCGCGCCGGCGCCGGCGCCGCGCCGUGCCGCGCCGAGGCGCUCCGCGUCGGCGCGUUCCAGAAGCUGCUGCUGCUGCUCCAGGUGGGCUGCGCCGGCGUCACCAAGGAGCGCGCCAGCGAGCUGCUCAAGAUGCUCAACGGGUCGCGAGGCAGCGUCGAAUGCAUCGAGACAGUGGAUUUCAAGGGUCUCAAGAGGCCAUUCUGAAUUUCUGAUCAAAGUUGAUUUUUGUAGAUUUUUCUUUUUGAGAGUUAGAUGUGUGGAUAAAACAUACAGGCAUGGUAGUUUUAGGACACAGGGAAUUUUUUUUGACACUGUAAUUGAACAUUCUUAUACACACAGAAAUCAACAACACACAGGAGAAACAAAGAUUUUUUUUCUUAUUAA
Messenger RNA from Oryza sativa Japonica Group (Japanese rice), 1658 nucleotides. RefSeq names its product U-box domain-containing protein 21. Gene Ontology annotation, biological process: protein ubiquitination. The record is from RefSeq and is a predicted model, not a curated record. Lineage: Eukaryota; Viridiplantae; Streptophyta; Magnoliopsida; Poales; Poaceae. Gene Ontology annotation, molecular function: ubiquitin protein ligase activity.